Molecule: messenger RNA, 4150 nt
Organism: Danio aesculapii
Lineage: Eukaryota; Metazoa; Chordata; Actinopteri; Cypriniformes; Danionidae
Gene: ftr16
Product: finTRIM family, member 16
Exons: 6
Coding region: 51-1727 (558 amino acids)
Molecular function (GO): zinc ion binding; protein binding
Source: RefSeq, a predicted model, not a curated record
GUGGAGUUCAACAGUUUUAAGCUUUAGACUGUCCGUUUUUGUGCACUAAAAUGGCAGAAUCCAGUAUUUCAGUGGCUCAGGAUGAAUUCAGCUGUUCAGUCUGUCUGGAUCUACUAAAAGAUCCAGUGACUAUUCCCUGUGGACACAGUUACUGUAUGAGCUGUAUUUCAGGCUGCUGGGAUCAGGAUGAGCAGAAGGGAGUCUACAGCUGCCCUCAGUGCAGACAGACCUUCACUCCAAGACCUACUUUAGGGAAAAACACCAUACUGGCUGAAGUGCUGGAGAAACUCAAGAAGACCAAACUACAAGCUGCUCGUCCUGCUCAGUGUUACUCUGAAUCUGCAGAUGUGGAGUGUGAUGUUUGUACUGGAGACAAAAAUAAAGCCGUCAAAUCCUGUCUGGAGUGUCUGAACUCUUACUGUCAAAAUCAUCUUGAACAACACGAGAGUUUCUUCAGAGGUAAAAAACACAAUCUGAUGGACGCCACUGGACGACUGCAGGAGAUGAUCUGCCCUCAACAUGAGAAACUACUGGAGAUUUUCUGUCGUACUGAUCAGCGCUGUAUUUGUCUUCUGUGUGUUGUGGAUGAACACAAAAACCAUGAGACUGUAUCAGCUGUGGUAGAAAGGACUGAUAAACAGAGAAAAUUGGAGGAGGCACGGAGAACAAACCUACAGAAAAUCCAGAAGAAACUGGAGGAGUGUGAGGAGCUGAGGGCGGCUGUAGAGUCUCACAAGCGCUCUGCACAGGCAGCAGUGGACGACACUGAGAGGAUCUUUACUGAGCUCAUCCACUCCAUUGAGAGAAGCCACUCUGAGGUGACGCAGCUGAUCAGAGAUCAGGAAAAGGCUGCAGUGAGUGGAGCUGAAGGACGACUGGAGCGACUGGAACAGGAAAUUGGUGAUUUGAGGAGGAGAGACGCUGAGCUGGAGCAGCUUUCACACACAGACCAUCACAUCAAUUUUCUUCAGAGUUUCCAGUCUCUCUCUGCUCCUCCUGGAUCUACAGACUCGUCCAGCAUCACUGUCAGCUCUCGUCUCUCUUUUGAUGAUGUUGGUAAAUCCGUCUCUUGUCUGCGAGAGAAACUGGAGCAAUUUUGCAGAGAGGAGAUAGAAAUUCUAUCCAAAAAGGUAAAAUACACUGAAUGUGUAUUUACUCCUGAACCCAAGACAUGGAAGGAGCUUCUACAAUAUUCUCAUCAAUUCACUCUGGAUGCAAAUACCAUGCAUACAUGCCUCAGUUUGUCUGGGGAUAACAGAAUAAUUACUGAAACUGACUCAGACCAACAGUAUCCUGACCAUCCAGACAGAUUCGAUAGUUUGCUUCAGGUGUUAUGUAGAGAGAGUGUGUGUGGACGCUGUUACUGGGAGGUGGAGUGGAGCGGUAGAGGAGUGGGUAUAUCAGUGUCAUAUAAGACCAUCAGCAGGAAGGGACGGGGUGAUGAAUGUGCGUUUGGAUAUAAUGAUCAGUCCUGGAGUUUGUAUUGCUUUCCCUCUAGUUAUUGCAAAUACUCAUUCUGUCACAAUUACACUGAGACUGAACUGCCAGUGGUUUCCAUCUCGUCUAGAAUAGGAGUGCAUGUGGAUCACAGUGCAGGAACUCUGUCCUUCUACAGCGUCUCUGACACAAUGAGCCUCAUUCACAGAGUCCACACCACAUUCACUCAGCCGCUCUACCCUGGGUUUAGAGUUUAUGGGUCAGUGAAAUUAUGUGAUACUAGAAAAUAAAUGAUAUAAGUCAUAUAUAAAAAUACACUCACCAGGCACUUUAUUAGCUACAUGUGUCCAACUGCUCGUUAACGCAAAUUUCAAAUCAGCCAAGCAAUUCAAUGGAUUUAGGCAUGUAGACAUGAUCAAGACAAUCUGCUGCAGUUCAAACCGAGCAACAGAAUGGGGAAGAAAGGUGAUUCUUAAACAUGGCAUGGUUGUUGGUGCCAGACGGGCUGCUCUGAGUAUUUCAGAAACUGCUGAUCUUUUGGGAUUUUCACUCACAACCAUCUCUAGGGUUUACAGACAAUGGUCCAAAAAAGAGAAAAUAUCCAGUGAGCGGCAGUUCUUGUUGAUGCCAGCGGUCAAAGGAGAAUGGCCAGAUUGGUUUGAGCUGAUAGAAAGGCAACAGUCACUCAAAUAACCACUCGUUACAACCGAGGUAUGCAGAAGAGCAUCUCUGAACAAACAACACGUCGAACCAUGAGGUGGGUGGGCUACAGCAGCAGAAGACUCCACUGGGUGCCACUCCUGUCAGCUAAGAACAGGAAACUGAGGCUACAAUUAACACAGGCUCACCAAAAUUGGACCACAGAAGAUCGUUGAAGAACGUUGUCUGGUCUAAUGAGUCAGAAGGGGUCCGAUUUUGGCGUCAACAACAUGAAAGCAUGGAUCCAUCCUGCCUUGUAUCACAGGUUCAGGCUGGUGAUGGUGGUGUGUAAUGGUGUGAGACAUAUUUUCUUAGCACACUUUGGGCCCAUUAGUAUCAAUUGAGCAUCGUGUCAACGCCACAACCUACCUGAAAGGGGUCUGGAUGCAGACCUGGUGCAGUGGAAUCUGUACUGCAUCCAAUGCUUUUUAAUGGGCUCACCUGACCUCACCCCUAACCCUACCCCUCACAGUGACGUCACUCGCUCCAUUGAGUGCAUUGUGUCUGACAUUGCAUCGGUAAGUGAUGCAAUCUUAUCUUGCAUCAUAAAGGUGGCAUCCAGAUACUAUUGGCCUACCUGAGUAUUGUAGCUAAACAUGUCCAUCCCUUUAUGACCACAGUGUACUCAUCUUCUGAUGGCCACUUCCAGCAGGAUAACACGCCAUGUCAUAAAGCGUGAAACAUCUCAGACUGGUUUCUUGAACAUGACAAUGAGUUCAUUGACCUCAAAUGGCCUCCACAGUCACCAGAACUCAAAACAAUAGAGCACUUUUGCGUUGUAUGCCACAAAGGAUUAAGUCAGUUCUGAAGGCAAAAGGGGGUCCAGCUCGGUACUAGUAACAUGUACCUAAUAAAGUGGCUGGUGAGUGUAUAUACCGUAAGUUAUAUGAUCAAUAAAAUAUAUCACCAUAUAAGUAAAGUAUAUCCCUAUAUAAAUAAGUAUAUUUAUAAUGAAUAACCUUUAUUGCAGAUAAUAGCCAUUGUGUACAAGCCUAAACCUAAACAAUCAGAAAAUAUAACACCUUUGGGAAAACAUGUUUCAUUGUUGUACAAGAUUUAAUUGUAUAUCAUUCAUUUUCUUUUCGGCUUAGUCCCUUUAUUAAUCUGGGAUCGCCACAGAGGAAUGAACCGCCAACUUAACCAGCAUAUGUUUUACGCAGCGGAUGCCCUUCCAGCUGCAACCCAUCACUGAGAAACAUCCAUACACUAUGGACAAUUUUAGCUUACCCAAUUCACCUAUACCGCAUGUCUUUGGACUGUGGGGGAAAUGUAGCACAUGGAGGAAACCCACGCAAACAUGGGGAGAACAUGCAGACUCCACAUAGAAAUGCCAACUGACCCAGCCGAGGCUUGAUCCAGCGACAUUCUUGCUAUGAGGCGACAGUGCUAACCAUUGCGCCACCUUUAUUUAUUAUCAUUUAUUUAUUUUAAAUUAAGUCAAAUUAUACUAGCAGUCAUGACUGAAGGUGGACAGUCACUUUUUAGUGAGCAGAUGAGUUUUUCUUGUUGGUAAACUUCAGUCUCAGAAAAUCAAUUUUCCAUGAACAGCCAAUGUUUUGCCUCUGGAAUUGAUUUCCAGGAAUAUGUUCUUUACCUUCUUUUGUUGAAUCUGUGCUGUCUUUUAUGUUAAAUACUUAAAUGUUACUUUAAAUGAUCCGAACACUGUUAACUAGUACUGUAAACUGCUUUCUGUAAACUAUAGAUUAGGAACUUUUCAGUUGAGAUUGUCUUUUCAUAAGGUCAAUAUUACGUUGUUAUCUUCAUGAGUUUUUUUCUGUCUUUAUAUAAAUAUUUAUGAAAAGUUCAAAUGCAAAAAAUUCCAAAUGCCAUGUAAACGUUUCUUCUAAAAGCAGCAUUUUUUUUCAGGCUCUUGUGGGUAGGUUCACUUUUAUGUCGAUGAAUAGGGUAUUUUCAUCAUCUGUAAAGUAAAAUAAUUUAACAUAGACAUAGGAGCUUGAGAAAAAUGCUCGUUUUUGAAGGAAAUUUCAAAUAGCGUUUAGAGGGUUUUGCAUCU